This is a messenger RNA of Eriocheir sinensis (Chinese mitten crab), 2208 nucleotides long. Its product is annotated as adipokinetic hormone/corazonin-related peptide receptor variant I-like. The transcript is spliced from 8 exons. Gene Ontology annotation, cellular component: membrane. Gene Ontology annotation, biological process: G protein-coupled receptor signaling pathway. Gene Ontology annotation, molecular function: peptide binding; G protein-coupled receptor activity. Bases 526 to 2004 code for a protein of 492 amino acids. Lineage: Eukaryota; Metazoa; Arthropoda; Malacostraca; Decapoda; Varunidae. The record is from RefSeq and is a predicted model, not a curated record.
CCAGAACAAACGUGAAAUAUUGCUUUGCGGAAGACCUAAAUGAGUUUGAAGGAUGAAAAAAGCUCGUGUUAUGAAGGUGAAGCGUGAGAGUCCGAGAACACAUCACUGAAGGUGACAAGUCUGCUGCCGUGCCUGGUUAGGUCGCCAUGACUUACUGUAUUGGGGACACCAGUUAGUGAAAGCCGAAGAGUAAUGGACGGAUCAUCAAGAGUUUGUGAUGAUACAAAGCCACAUGCAUCUUGAUUUUCAAAAUGGAGGCAAGUUUUCACAGAUUUUCGUUGGCAAGAUAUGAGAAGGGACUCGUCUAGAACCUGGGCACGAGAAGACGCGGGAGAGCACGUGACGGGAGGAAAGUUAUGCCGAGUCAAGUUGAGGCAAGACGAUGGGGGUUACCUUAAUCGCCAGCGCACCGCACCUCCCUGCGCGUGGAUAACUCAGACGUGCUGCAGCUCCACUCGAAGCGUCGUGAGAGUGCAGAUCUCUUAGUGGAUUUGUGAGACGUGAGGUGACGCGCUGCACACCCCCAUGAACCACUCCGGACUUCAGUACUUGUCAGGACGGGGCGGCGAGCAGGCGCCCUCCACGUACCAGCUCAUGGAGGAGGCGUGGGGAGGCAGCCAUUCCUCCGAGGACCUCCUGCGCAAGCCCAAUAACAACGAGAUUGAACCGAGUAUAUCGUGGAACCUUACCUUCGAAGAUGAUGGCGGCGGCUCGCAGGAAACGCCGAUGUUCGCCGAGCGCAUCGACUACCUCAUGCCCCGCCCGCUUAACCUUACCUCCUUCGAUGGCGCCAGCAACGACUCCUCCUCGUCGUUCCUCGGCCAGUACAACGACAGCAGGUCCCUCCCCAUUGAUAUGCGCUUCAACGACGGCCACAUCCUGCUUAUCUCGUGUUACUCCUGCCUGUUCUUCAUCAGUCUGAUCGGUAACCUCUGCGUCCUGCGCGCCAUCCUCGGCGGGGGACGCAAGCACCGCAAGUCAAGGGUCAACCUGAUGUUGCUUCACCUGGCCAUCGCCGACCUGAUCGUAACGACGGUGAUGAUGCCGGUGGAGGUGGGCUGGGCCGCCAUGGUACAGUGGGUGGCCGGGGACGCCCUCUGUCGCCUCUUCUCCUUCUUCAGGAUCUUCGGCCACUACCUGUCUUCCUUCAUCCUCGUCUGCAUCUCCAUAGACAGAUACUUCGCCGUGGUGCACCCGCUGAGCCUGAGUGCCGCAGAUAAGAGAGGCAAAAUAAUGCUGAUCUUCGCGUGGCUGCUGGCGUUUAGCUGCUCCAUGCCCCAGGUGAUCAUCUUCCACGUGGAGACUCACCCUCAGUUCACCUUCUACGUGCAGUGCGUCACCUUCAACUUCUUCCCCUCGCUACACCACGAGAUGGUCUACAACAUCUUCUGCCUGGUGAUGCUGUACGUGGCGCCCCUCUCCAUCAUCAUCUUCUUUUACGGAGCCAUCGUCGUCACCAUCUUCCAGAAGUCACGGCUCUCCUCUGAUGACUCCACCAUCCGCCGCUCCAGCCUCGGGUACUUGGGCAGGGCGCGCGCCAGGACCAUUAAGAUGACCGUGAGCAUCGUCCUCGCUUUCUUCAUCUGCUGGACACCCUACGUGGUCAUCAGCCUCUGGUUCUGCUUUGACCGGUCGGCCGCGGCGCUGCUGGACGAGAAGGUGAAGAAGGGCCUGUUCAUCUUCGCCUGUUUCAACUCCUGCGUCAACCCCAUCGUCUACGGUAUCUUCAAUUUCUGCAAGAAGAAGCAGCCCAUGACUCAAACGUGGCGCUCAACAACCCUCAAUACACAGCUCAAUUCUCGUAGCUGUGACUGUAGGAGCUUCAAGUCCAGCCGCGUCUACUGGACCCGCCGCGAACAGGGCUCCACCGUCACCAGCUCGGAGGCAGCCACCGCCGAGCUGCUCCUCCCUCGUGCCCUCAACUCCCCCUACAGAACAAGGUCAGUCGGGGCACCAAAACUCGAGGGUUCUGAGGUGGCCAGAGGGAGGGAAGAAAAGAUAUGAAUUGAUAGGAAUCAGGACUAUUUUUAUAUUACUUUUUUAACUUUGGACCUUUUGGGUUUCAUUGGGGAAUAAGUUUAGAAGAUUUUCCACUCGUAGUAGUAGUAAAAGUAGUAGUUGUAGCAGUAGUAGUAGUAGUGUUGAAACCAUAAGUAGCAGUCAGCCAUGAACAAAAGAAAUAUCACUUUAAACUUGAUGUAACCUAAG